AUGCUCGACCACACGGCAUAUCCAGAGAUCGUAGACUGCAUCCUGUGUUAUUCCUCAUUCUCGACUCUUCUAGUCUUCCGGCUCACGUCGAAACACUUCCGCGACCAAGCCAACAAAAGGCUGCUGCCCCACGUCGUGUUGACAAAGUUCCCGGACAAAGGGUGGGGCUUUACGCUCCCGCCAUCGAGUGACCUGGCACCAGGAAGCAGAGUACCCCGCGAACCCUCCUUUGUGCGCACGCUCGAUCUCGCAAACUUUCCACCGGGCGACGACCUCGCAAGAUUUCCACCGGGCGAGAGACCAACGGAUGACACCAUCAAUCCCCUACAGGCGGGGGUCCACACCUUCCGCCGACUGGGCAACACGGCGCUGGCGUCCGGCCCGAGCCUGCUAUGGCGGGUGCACACCGUCGUCGACUUCAUCGACCUGUCGCAUGCGCGACCGCAAACCAGCAACAUUACAGUGAAUGGUGUUCCUCUGCCACAUAAGCAGAAGCGCCGCAUCCACCUCCCGCUCGACUCGCGCCGGCACGUCAUCCACCUCAAGUGGGACGCCAUGUCCACAACACAUCUGGAGACGAGUGUGCACGUGUUCGAACGGAUCGAGAAGGAGGGCCCGCCGUGGGACGAGGGCCAUCCCUACAAGCGCCUCGGUGCCGUGCGCGAGUUUGUCGUCGUCCUGGCGCCGACGUACGCCGACGACAUGGAGUGGGAGAUCCCGUUUCCCUCGGAUGAUACGGAAGGGACGACGCGUCCGCCGCUAAUGAAGACGGCCCCCAUCUUCGACCUCGUGGGCCAGCUCGUUCCGGCCCUAGUAGCUGGCGCGACUCUGACCGUCGUCGGCCUCGAGCGUGUGUCAUCGCGCCAGCUUGGAGGCAAGGCAUAUGGACUCGUCCGACCGGGUCGCGACGCAUCUUUCACAGCGUUCGAGGAAUCGACCAAGCAGCACUGGCGCAUUAUGGGCUGGAGCAAGGAGCAAAUCAACACAGCCGUCGGUGCGCUCCGCCUCGCCGACAUGGACGAGUGGCUGCUCGAGCUUGACGACAACAGGGCGGACAUCGAGGGGUCGUGGCCUGCUGGCUAUACGCACUACUGCGAGGGCUGGUCGGGCGUGUCCUCGAGCCCUGUCGGGUCGUGCGCCCAGUGUGCGCCGCCUGUCCCGCGGAACGCCGAGCAGGCGUCUCGGUGA
Messenger RNA from Vanrija pseudolonga, 1188 nucleotides. RefSeq lists its product as uncharacterized. Bases 1 to 1188 code for a protein of 395 amino acids. NCBI's taxonomy places the organism in Eukaryota, Fungi, Basidiomycota, Tremellomycetes, Trichosporonales, Trichosporonaceae. The record is from RefSeq and is a predicted model, not a curated record. The transcript has a single exon.